AUGGAUAUUGCGUAUGACCAUAUUCAAGAGAACUCGCUUCCUAGAGCGGGUGAAGAGAGCAAAGAUGGCUCUAGAACGGAUCAACCGCAGCAGCCGACGCUGAACGAAGAUAUACAGGAGGCAUACAAGGCUUUCUCGUCGAGCGCCUGGGGAUCCAAGAUUGGCGGCUUCUUCGGUACUGUCGUGAAGCAGGGAGGGCAAGUUUACACCCAGGCCCAACAGGAACUCACGGCCGCGGGCGGCGAGGCCACGCGUGGAUUUUCUGACCUUCGAGAAGCCGUGAUCAACCGUACGCGAUCUCUUUCGUUGACGGCGGCGGGCCCCAACCAGCCGGGUCCCGCAGACGAAAACACGAGGGAUGCCGAGGAUGCCGCCGAUGAGGCGCUGCUCCGGUUUGGAAGCAACAUGCGCGACUUCUUGAAGGGCGCCAUCACGAUUGCGCCCCCGACCGAUGAUUCGGGCGAAGGCAGCACGGUCAUGUUUGAGAGCAAGGAUGCCCAGGGCAAGCGGGUCAUCCACACGUCCCGCUUCGACGCCCAGCUUCACGUCAUCCACACCUCUCUGGACGGCUUUAGCAAGGAUCCCGAGAGCGAGGAGUUUGGCCCGUGGGCGGCGGAUUUUGACGCAGAGAAGAAGACGACAGACAUCAGCAAUGACCUUGCCAAGUAUCCCGAGCUCCGCGCCACGAUGGAAAGGCUUGUGCCCGACACUAUUCCGUAUGCGGACUUUUGGAAGCGUUACUAUUUAUUGAGACAUACGAUCGAGACUGCCGAAGCCAGGAGGCGCGAUCUCCUCAAGGCUGCCUCUGCCGAGGAUGAGGUUGGCUGGGGCGAUGAUUCGGACGACGACGAUGCCGACAGCACCUCCCCGGCCCAGGAGGCCAAGCGCUCCGGAUCCGCUGGAUCCUCCACGACCAUUCACCCACCAGUUCCCGCCGCAGUAUCCUCUCUCAAGCCCCGCAAGUCCAACGACGAGAAGUCUCAGCCUGACAGCGAGGCAAGCUACGACGUUGUCGGUGCGCGAUCGGGAGUCCCGAGCCAGGCGCCCAACAGCCCCAAAGACUCGAAAAAGGAUGAGGAGAGCGAUGAUGAUUGGGAAUAA
This is a messenger RNA of Parascedosporium putredinis, 1101 nucleotides long. Lineage: Eukaryota; Fungi; Ascomycota; Sordariomycetes; Microascales; Microascaceae. The record is from the annotation of a GenBank genome assembly.